This is a messenger RNA of Drosophila rhopaloa, 1790 nucleotides long. RefSeq lists its product as uncharacterized. Gene Ontology annotation, cellular component: peroxisome. NCBI's taxonomy places the organism in Eukaryota, Metazoa, Arthropoda, Insecta, Diptera, Drosophilidae. Bases 105 to 1640 code for a protein of 511 amino acids. Gene Ontology annotation, molecular function: serine-type endopeptidase activity. The transcript is spliced from 5 exons. Gene Ontology annotation, biological process: protein processing; regulation of fatty acid beta-oxidation. The record is from RefSeq and is a predicted model, not a curated record.
UGAAUGGCAAAUCCGAAGCAUAAACAAAGGGUACUCUUUGGAACCAAUAAUCUACAACUUAAUUUAGCAUGACGACGGCCCAAUCCUAAUCAAAUCCGGAGAUAAUGCUGCUGAAGAUACGCCACGCCCUGCUGGAAGUCACCAGUCCGCCGGCCACGAAACAGUCGGCGAUCAUUAUAAACAACGAAGUGAUCAUCAGUUCAGGGAGCAUUCUGCAACCGCACUUGGUUUUCGAUGGGGACAAAGGCUCGGAGAACAAAGAAAUCAUUGCCAGGCUGCAGCGGGGACAGCUGCUGAAUGUCCAGAAUGAAGAGGACGAGGAGGCGCAGCGUAUUCGGUUGCUCAACUUCCUGGUCACCUUUGAUCCGCAGCAAAGGCGACCCAGGCAGAACCAAAACGCUGCUUCCGGUUCGAGGCAGCCCCACAUCCUCUCCCGCUUCACGGCCCAUCCGCUGUACGUGUUCUGUGCCGCCGAGGUGUCUCGGAACCUACACCACAUCCUGCUGACCGCGGACUCUGAGGAUGAUGGAGAGGUGCUUCGGUCCAGCUUCGUGGUGCUGGGUCUGCGAACGCCUGAUAAGGAGGAGUCCUUCAAGCGCUUCCUGGCGCACAUUGGGAAUUACUUGCGCCACCUGCAGCCCAUGCAGACGCUGGACGACGUGCUGGUCAUGUGCUCGCCCUUCGGCCUGGAGAACUUUUACAAGACCAUCAGCAUCGGCAAGGUGUCCAACGUAAUGGGACGCAGUGGCUGCCUGUUCGCCAUAUCCAACGCUUUGCCACUGGGCUGUGAGGGUUCCGCCGUGUUCAACAACAAACUUCGCCUCAUUGGCAUUGUGAUAUGUACCUCGUUCCAACGGCAGCAAGAAAACGUCAACCUCACCCUGGCCGCGAACUUUGGCUACCUGUUGCGGAAUUUCAUGGAGCAACUGGGCAUGUCAACAUCCACAUUCCAGCUCACCCGGGAGCCCUCGAACUUUGCUUGGGAGCGCACCAUAGUGGUUAUUGAGUCAGCGGGUCAACAAGGCACUGGCACUUUUAUAAGGGUCCACAACAAGCACUUCAUACUCACCUGUGCGCAUGUGGUGGGGCAGAGUAACGAGAAGGUCAAUUGCCGCGCUGCCGAUCGCGAGUUCCAGUCGGAGGUGAUAUGGUGCAAUCCGGACAGCGAUCGACCCUUCGACUUGGCGCUGCUUACAGCUCCUCAGGAUGUUCCGGAGCGCUGCUGCGUGCGCCUGGCCAGGAGUCCGGCCACUCUUGGCCAGAUGGUUUUCAACGCCGGGUUUCCCUACUACGUGAACUUCAGCUACAAGCACGACUUCAACCCGUCGAUUUUCCAAGGGAGGAUCAUCAAAUGCGACACUGGAGCCAUCAUGUCGGAUGGCAGCGUGCAGGCGGGUCAAAGUGGAGGGCCCAUGUUCGAUCAGAACGGCUGCAUCCUGGGCGUGUGUGUUUCCAACAUUAAGUUGGACGACAUUGUGUACCCAAACAUCAACACAGCCAUUCCAAUUUGUGAUAUACGCAACACGUUGCAACAGUUUGCCCGCACCAACGAUGUAGCGGUGCUCAGUAAUCUAGUGGCCAGCCAAGACGUACGCCGCGUCUGGUCGCUGGAAAUGCCGCCCAUUCGAAGCAAACUCUGAGGGGAUUGGCGAAACUUUGCACUGUUAACGUAACUUUAAUUUAAUGAUUUUUUUUUCAUAUAAUGUGCAAUAAAUUGGCCGGGUGGCCUCUUUUUUAGCUUAAAUAAUAAAAUGUAUUCUACAAAAAUAGAUUAAUAUUGUAAUUAGUAA